Molecule: messenger RNA, 776 nt
Organism: Merops nubicus (carmine bee-eater)
Lineage: Eukaryota; Metazoa; Chordata; Aves; Coraciiformes; Meropidae
Gene: TMLHE
Product: trimethyllysine hydroxylase, epsilon
Exons: 4
Biological process (GO): carnitine biosynthetic process
Cellular component (GO): mitochondrion
Molecular function (GO): trimethyllysine dioxygenase activity; iron ion binding
Source: RefSeq, a predicted model, not a curated record
GGCCCGACGGGCACGUGACGCGCUACGGGCUGGAGUGGCUGGUGAAGAACAGCUACGAGGGGCAGAAGCAGCAGGUGAUGCACCCACGCAUCCUCUGGAACGCUGAGAUCUACCACCAGGCCCACGUCCCCUCCGUGGACUGCAGGAGCUUCCUGGAGACCGACGAGGGGCUGAAGGAGUUCCUGCAGAACUUCCUGCUCUACGGCAUCGCCUUCGUGGAGAACGUCGCCCCCACCAAGGAGGACACAGAGAUCCUGGCAGAGAGGAUCAGCCUGAUCAGGGAGACCAUUUAUGGCAGGAUGUGGUACUUCACCUCUGACUUCUCCCGGGGAGACACAGCCUACACCAAGCUGGCCCUGGACCGCCACACGGACACCACCUACUUCCAGGAGCCCUGUGGCAUCCAGGUGUUCCACUGCCUGAGGCACGAGGGCACGGGCGGGCGCACGCUGCUGGUGGACGGGUUCUACGCAGCAGAGCAGGUUCUGAGGCAGGCCCCCCACCACUUCGAGCUCCUCAGCAAGGUCCCCCUCAAGCACGAGUACGUGGAGAACGUGGGAGCCUGCCACAACCACAUGAUUGGCGUGGGGCCAGUCCUCAACGUCUACCCCUGGAACAACGAGCUCUAUCUGAUCAGGUACAACAACUACGACCGGGGGGUGAUCAACACGGUGCCCCACGACGUGGUGCGCCGCUGGUACGCCGCCCACCGGGCCCUCACCACCGAGCUCAGGAGGCCCCAGAAUGAGCUCUGGGUCAAGCUGAAGCCAGGCAAG